AUGGACUUCUGGAUGUCGAUCAAUGUAUCAAUGACGAUGAUGGCAAUAGUUUGCAUUGGACUAGCGAGUGGCCAACAAGAUAAAAACAAAGACACCGCACAAAGGUUUGGUUGUGGGAACGACAAGGUAUAUGGAAAUUGUCGAUGGAUCGAUGCCACUGACGAUGGAUAUGUGAAGUGGUACGUCGCCGGUGCCCCUCGUUACGGACCUGGCUAUUCUUGUCGAAGUGUAGAUACGGCAUACUGUUGCAGCGAUGUAAAAGAGUAUCGUUCUUUCUUGGGUAACGGCCUUAAAACUACCAAUAUUGUCGCCCAAUUCGUAAACAGCGAUCAAUGUGUGGCAGCCAAGACUCAUUACCCAUAG
Molecule: messenger RNA, 363 nt
Organism: Puccinia triticina
Lineage: Eukaryota; Fungi; Basidiomycota; Pucciniomycetes; Pucciniales; Pucciniaceae
Exons: 3
Coding region: 1-363 (120 amino acids)
Source: RefSeq, a predicted model, not a curated record